GUUCGGACCACCACUCGCUUGCAGUUCGCAUAUACUCACCACCCUAUCCUUCAUUCGCAUCUGCGUCCCUGUCCGCGCAGAGUAUGCUCUUUGACCCGGAGACUGCAAACAUCCUCAAGCCAUGGCUAGUCAGGUCUCUUGAACCAAUAUGUGAUGCAGAGCCCGGGGCCCUCGGAGACUACAUCCUUGCCCUUUUGAAGCACAAUGCGCCUGAGAACGAGAUGCGGAAGGAGCUGGCAGGACAAUUGGAGGAGUUCCUAGAAAAGGAUGCCGUCAUGGCUUCCGCAGGACCAAUACCUCCGGAACGAGGACGAAAGCGAAGUUUCGAGGGCGACGACCGCGACCCCCGACCGCCAGCUAAAGGUCCGCGCUUAGACCGCGAUGGUCAGUUCUCGCGACAUGGACGCAACGAUGCUCACCGGUCAUCAUGGGGUGGUCAAUCGGCGAGAAUGGGUCUGACCGGGAGAGGGGACUUCAUGGAUGGCGGGAUGGGCAUGGGCAACGGGCCCAUGGGUAUGCAGAAUGGUCAUGGUCGGUACCAACCACCAGGGGCAAUGAAAGGAGUCUGCCGCGACUACUACAACAAUGGGUAUUGCGCUCGCGGUGCCUUCUGCAAGUAUAGCCAUGGCGAGGACGCCGUCAUCCCUUCGCAAUUGUUCCCGAUGAAUGGCGGGGUGCCCUUCAUGCCCAUGAUGGCCAAUGGGAUGGGCAACGUUGCUGGCGCGCCAAACGCUGCUUACGACCCUCACGAGCGCAUGGAUAUGAGGCCAAUGCAGGGGGCAGGUCCGUCCACGGGCAAUCGACCUAUGUACCCUCGCGCGCCCAUGAUACCCAGAGAAGGCGACGGAAGUAACCAUAUAGCGAGGAAACCUGGAGAGCUUCCUGUCAUCCAAGAUCUUACCCCACAUAGACCACAAGACGACCGUCCGCAAUUACCCAGAGAUCAGGUCCCUCGGGCAGAGCCAAUCAUGCAGGAUUCGAACACUCCGAGCGUAAAUCCGAUGAACGGACCCAGCGCGCCGAAUGGUGUGAAUGGGAUGAUGGCAGGCCCUCAGGACGUCGAUAUGGCAGGCCCGUCAAUACCGUACCAACCUACAGGAAUGCGGGGUUCUCGAGGUGGACGAGGAGGCGGUGGUCGCGGAGGGCACGGCAUCUUUGGAGGAGACGCACAGAGUUUCCGUCCUGAGAGGCGUAAUGACAAGACGCUCGUCGUGGAGAAGAUUCCAGAAGACAAACUCAGCCUUGGCUCCGUCAACGAGUGGUUUAAGCGUUUCGGUACGGUCACCAACGUCGCCGUUGACGCGGUCAGCGCGAAGGCGCUCGUCACAUUCUCCAAUCACGAUCAGGCGUUGGCCGCAUGGAAAUCGGAGGACGCCGUCUUCGGGAAUAGGUUCGUCAAGGUAUUCUGGCAUCGACCCAUGGGCGCCCAUGGCCAGGCUGGUCAGCGCGCUCUUGCUGCGUCUGCACCUCUCGUAGCAAAUCUAGCUGUGAAGGACGCCUCACCAGCUGCUUCUGCUUCUGCUUCCACAGAAGCUUCCACUUCUCAACCCGUACCCUCCACCUCGACGCGAGCACGAAAGCCUUCGACGGCUCCUUCAGCAGCUGCAGCGUUAGCCGCGAAGCAAAAACUGCUGGAGCAGCAGAUCGCCGAGCAGAAAUCUCUCAUGGCGCAGCUCUCCACGACCUCCGGUGAGGAGAAGAAAACCAUAAUGACCCGCUUGCGGAAGCUGGGCGAGGAGAUGAAGCCAUCCUCGUCGACCCCUCAAACACCGCCACCCACUAGCAGUACACCGCCUGCGCCCGCUAUCAAGAAAGCAAGGAGUGCUACUCCGAGCGUGGAGGAUAAGCUGCGAUUAGAGCGUGAACGCCUGGAUAAGGAGCUAGAAUUGCAUGCCGUCGCGGCUACGGACGGCGAGGGCGAGGAGAACACGGAGGAGCUGAAGGCAAUGCUGGCCAAGCUGAAAGCGGAGGCUGCGAGUCUCGGCUUAUCAGAUGCCGCCGAGGGUACCUAUCCCAGCAGUACCCACCGACCGUACAGAGGUCGUGCGAGGGGCCGGGUGCUUCGCGGAGGCUAUCGCGGUGCCAUGCGUGGUGGCCCCCCAAGGGGCAGCAUGAAGCUCGAUCUUCGUCCGAAAAAACUUCUGCUCAAAGGCAUCAGUGGCGACAACGUGCAGGCAGUUCGUGACUGGUACGAGCCGGGUGGUCAAGUUGAGUCUGUAGACACCACAGACGACGGUGAUACAAUAGUCGGCUUCAAAUCGAGGAUGGCCGCAGAGCAGGCAUUAUCGAAGGGCACAAGCAUUUCGACUAUCGGUCAGGUUCAAAUUUCCUGGUACCAAACUCAGCAACCCAGCGCUGGAUUGGCGAAACCAGUGCCAGCUCUUCCUGAGACGCCCUCUGGCGUUGAGGAUAAGAACCCGAUUGAAGACCGCCCAGCCUCACCAAGUUCUCCAGAUGAUUCGCAUAUGCACGAAGAGAUGGGUGCAGCUGGUUGGGGCGGCGACGACGCCGAAGACGGAUUCGGGAUGCUUUGACCUGACAGAUUUCAGGAAUUCAAUAAUGUUUUGUUGUCCGCUUUUCUGUACACUGCUCGUUGCGCGUAAUAAUUCACGCAUGGCGACCUCAAUGCGAGGUCGCCCAGGCCACGAACGUGGCAACCAGUACAUCUGUGGUCUCGAUGUCUGUGAUGACGCAACGAAUUCCGCAUGAGCUAUUCAGCUUCAUAACAACAUUGCCGUCGUCUUGUAGUCCGCUCCGAUCAACCUGCAGCGUGGAUGAGACCC
Molecule: messenger RNA, 2783 nt
Organism: Fomitopsis serialis
Lineage: Eukaryota; Fungi; Basidiomycota; Agaricomycetes; Polyporales; Fomitopsidaceae
Exons: 7
Coding region: 84-2534 (816 amino acids)
Biological process (GO): mRNA processing
Cellular component (GO): nucleus
Molecular function (GO): RNA binding; metal ion binding
Source: RefSeq, a predicted model, not a curated record